This is a messenger RNA of Neofelis nebulosa (Clouded leopard), 655 nucleotides long. RefSeq names its product RAB interacting factor (gene RABIF). Gene Ontology annotation, biological process: post-Golgi vesicle-mediated transport; small GTPase-mediated signal transduction. The transcript has 2 exons. Bases 140 to 511 code for a protein of 123 amino acids. Lineage: Eukaryota; Metazoa; Chordata; Mammalia; Carnivora; Felidae. Gene Ontology annotation, cellular component: cytosol; membrane. Gene Ontology annotation, molecular function: guanyl-nucleotide exchange factor activity; zinc ion binding. The record is from RefSeq and is a predicted model, not a curated record.
GCGGCGGGGGGGGGGGGGGUGGGGAGUGACCGUGCGCUCCCCACCCCGUCUCUGAAAGCCGCGCCCGCGCAGUUCCGAAAAAGCCCGCAGAGACAGCGCCUGCGCGGUCGUGGCCGAGGAAGCUGUGGCGGUAGCGGCGAUGGAACCAGCUGAGCCGCUGAACGAGUUAGUGUCAGCCGAGGGCCGAAACCGGAAGGCGGUGCUGUGCCAACGCUGUGGCUCCCGAGUGCUGCAGCCAGGGACCGCUCUCUUCUCCCGCCGACAGCUUUUCCUUCCCUCCAUGAGAAAGAAACCAGCUCUGGCUGAUGGCAGCGAUCCUGACGGCGAGCUUCUCCAGGAGCACUGGCUGGUCGAUGACAUGUUCAUCUUUGAGAACGUGGGCUUCACCAAGGACGUGGGCAACAUCAAGUUUCUGGUGUGCGCAGACUGUGAAAUCGGACCAAUUGGCUGGCAUUGCCUAGAUGACAAGAACAGUUUCUAUGUGGCCUUGGAACGGGUUUCCCAUGAGUAACUGAGGGGAGGGGGACUCAGCUCCACCCCCAGCUCUAAAGGCUCCUCCCCUCAAGAACUGGCAUUUAACCUGAUGUAAUCGCCCCGCUGCCGCCUUCUCGGUACUAAUGUAAAUUAUGAGUAUCAACAUGUCCGGUUGAACAGA